Messenger RNA from Ostreobium quekettii, 1377 nucleotides. NCBI's taxonomy places the organism in Eukaryota, Viridiplantae, Chlorophyta, Ulvophyceae, Bryopsidales, Ostreobiaceae. The record is from the annotation of a GenBank genome assembly.
AUGGACGCCGAUGGCCUGGGCCCGCCCGUUGACGACAUGGAGCCUCUGGCGCCCCCGGCUGCAGCGAGCGACGCAGCCAAUGGCACCGGCAAUGAAGAGAAUGGGACCGCCGUGGGCACGCUGAGCUACGUGGCAUCGAUGGUGUUCGCGCGGAAGCCCGUGGAACUGUACCGCGCGAUGACGGUCUCGCGGCGCGGAACCAUGGAGGGCGGGACGGGCGAGCUGGAGCCGGCCGCGGCCCCACAGGGGCUGGAGCCAUCGCGGGACGUCGAGCAGCAGGGUGUGGCCAGCCCCGCAGCCGCCAAGUUUCAGAAGGCCGGCAACCGGGUACUUUCGAUGCUGUCGUUCCGGCGGCACGCGAGGGCCCUGGGGGACUCCAGCGUGCGGGGGGCGGACCGCCUGGCGCACGUCGUCGCGCUGGAGGCCAAGCUGGCGCACCACCCCAGGAAGGACCAGAUCCUAAUGCAGCUGAAGAAAUGGCAACACCGAGACUACAAGAGUUUUGGAGACCGCAUGGCCAACGAGCUGUUCGUACUUGGGGAGAGAAUAUUUCUUCUUUUUACCCCGAAGGAACUGAACAACCACGAUCUCAUCUACACCUGGAUAUUUUUUUUGUUCCUUGUUGUGCCCUUCUUCUACAUGGCUGGAGAAUUUCCACGGUGGCUGGACCAGCCCAACUUGACUAUGGACCUGGAACUCGUUCGAGACAACCUGCGCAAACUCGGGCCUGAUGCACUCAUCCGCUGGAUCUUCAAUCGAGGCGACAGAUUCCAGUUCGCAUCCAAUUAUCUCAUACUUUGGGGUGGAAGAUAUAUUCCAGAUAUGGAGCGCGGGGCGGAUGUGUACCGAUGGAUAACGUCCCUGUUGAUCCACCAGGACUUCGCCCACCUUCUCAACAACUCGAUCAUUUUCCUCCUGUUCUCCACGCACCUCGAGCACAAGUAUGGCACAAUACGAAUAGGGGCACUGUCCUUCUUUGCUGGAAUAGGUGGAAAUUUGCUGAGUGCGGCGUUUGAAAACGUUUGCGCUGUGGUGGUGGGUGCGAGCGGAUGCUGCUUUGGUCUGCUGGGGCUGUUCGUGGCAGACAUGGUGCUGAACUUCGAGCAGGUCACUUUUCCAAUCUUGAGAAUUUUCUUCUUGCUGCUCAUGCUGGCGAUGACCUUUAUCACGCUUUUCCAGGAGGGGAACACAUCCCACCUUUCACAUGCUGGUGGAUUUUUGGCUGGCCUGUUUCCGAGCUUUGUGUUUCUGCCCAAUCUCCAUCAAGCAAAGUGGGAGGCGAUUUUGCCUUACCUCGGGUUUGCGAGCAUGCUGUUCUUCUACCUGGUCCUUCCCAUCUACGUCUACUCCGACAUCAUACCGAACAACAACUGCUGA